Apodemus sylvaticus (European woodmouse) is the source of this 672-nucleotide messenger RNA. RefSeq names its product basic helix-loop-helix family member e23 (gene Bhlhe23). NCBI's taxonomy places the organism in Eukaryota, Metazoa, Chordata, Mammalia, Rodentia, Muridae. The transcript has a single exon. The record is from RefSeq and is a predicted model, not a curated record. Bases 1 to 672 code for a protein of 223 amino acids. Gene Ontology annotation, molecular function: protein dimerization activity.
AUGGCCGAGCUCAAGUCGCUGUCGGGGGACUCGUACCUGGCGCUGAGCCACGGCUACACGGUAACCGGCCACGCCUACGCUGCGGCGCGCGGACCGGAGACCACACGCGGCUUCGGUGCAUCCGGUCCGUGUGGCGACCUCCCUUCGGCUCCCGCUUCCCGCGUCCCCGCCGCGACGGUCGAGAGCAGCGGCGAGCAGAGCGGCGACGAGGACGAAGCCUUCGAGAGGCGGCGGCGGCGGCGAGGGUCCGGGGUUGCGGUGGACACACGGCGGCGGCCCCGGGAGCAGCGCUCGCUGAGACUCAGCAUCAACGCGCGCGAGCGGCGACGCAUGCACGACCUGAACGACGCGCUGGACGGGCUGCGCGCAGUCAUCCCCUACGCGCACAGCCCGUCGGUGCGCAAGCUCUCCAAGAUCGCCACGCUUCUGCUGGCCAAGAACUAUAUCCUCAUGCAAGCGCAGGCCCUGGAGGAGAUGCGGCGCUUGGUGGCCUACCUCAACCAAGGCCAAGGCCUCGCGGCGCCGGUGGCCGCCGCGCCUCUGACGCCCUUUGGCCAGGCAGCGGUUUAUCCGUUCUCGGCGGGCGCCGCGCUCGGACCCUGCCCAGACAAGUGUGCCACCUUCUCAGGAUCGCCCUCGGCGCUUUGCAAACACUGCGGCGAGAAGCCCUGA